Molecule: messenger RNA, 2067 nt
Organism: Cercospora beticola
Lineage: Eukaryota; Fungi; Ascomycota; Dothideomycetes; Mycosphaerellales; Mycosphaerellaceae
Product: arylsulfotransferase family protein
Source: RefSeq, a predicted model, not a curated record
AUGCCAACACAACCAAAUCAACGACUUGACCCAGGCAAUGUCAUCGCCGUCAUAAUGCUUCUUCUCGCCGCUGCCAUACCACUUCUCUUCGGUCUCGCCAACCGUGUCCACGGCGACAUCAUCCCAGCCGAUGCAUCCAAGAACAUUUCCUGGCCCUACCACACCUUCAAGACUGUGAACUUCACUCCACCGGCGAUAGAGAUCUCCGGAACCCCAAGCUCAGAUCCAGCAAAAGAUGGCUACCUCUUCUUCGCGCCCGACGGCGGCACAGCUUUCCAAGCAGCUCCCAUUAUUGCGACUUCAACUGGCGAUCUGAUCUGGAAUGGCCCAAAAGGCAAGGCGUUUGGCUUCGAUGUGCAACGAUACAAAGAUGAAGAUGUUCUCGUCUACUGGAACGGAACUUCUUUUCCCGAACCAGUUGGACGCGGACAUGGAUCGAUCCACAUUCUGAAUAAGCACUAUGAAGAGAUUGCGCAAGUCUCUUUACCGGGAAAUUUUGUCGAUUUGGAGGAAGGUCAGACCUUUGAGAGUAAUAUUGACUUGCACGAGAUGUACUUGACUGAGAAAGGGACGAUUCUGGUUUUGGGGAAUAAUAUCACGCAGGCGGAUUUGCGAAGUGUAGGUGGUGGCGAGAAAGGUUGGGUUGUAGAGGCACAGGUGUACGAGAUCGAUGUGAAGACGAAUGAGGUGCUGUUCUCAUGGAAGAGUCUCGAUCAUCUGGAUGAGUUACCAUUCAGCGCGAGUGUUUAUCCGUUGGGCAGUGAAGAAUUCGAUGGCUCGGAGCAGAAGAAGGCCUGGGGCUACUUCCACAUCAACUCUGUCGCACCGCUCGGAGACGGAGGAUAUAUCUUGAGCUCAAGGUACUUAUCGAGCGCGAUCGCCCUGGACAAGUCGGGGAAAGUGAUUUGGCGAGUGCAAGGGUUCGAGGGCAAUGGUUUCACGUUGGGUGAGGGUGCUGAUUUCCGCUAUCAGCAUCACAUUCGGGUGGCGAACGAGACUGACGAUUGUGUUGUGAUCCGCCUGCACGACAAUCACAAUUGUCCCAUCGACAACAAUACUGCUCCUGCCUCCGGCAAAUUCCUCGAAGUCAACUUCAAGAACAAGCAGGUCGCGCUCCUAGGAUCCAAAUACUAUAACGCUUCAGGACCGAUCUUUCCUACUGCUCAAGGGUCAUUCUCCGAAAUGCAGAACGGGAACUACUUCACUGGAAAUGGCUGGAUCCCGGUUCUCGAGGAAUUCUCUCCCAACGGCACCACAGUCGCAACCUACCAAUUUGGUAACGCAACCCUUCGUCCUGGAGGCGGCUACUUCAGCGGUGGACGUGGCACGCUCUCCUAUCGUGGCUUCAAGCGUCGCUGGGUCGGAUGUCCCAAGAUUACGAAGCCUCAAAUCGUGGCAGAAUACAUUGGCGCAAUGGACGCUCCAAAAGGCACAAGAGUGUACAUUAGCUGGAACGGAGCGACUGAGGUGAAAGAGUGGGAACUUUGGGGCGGCAUUGCGAGCGUGAGUCGUAUUCAAACUGUGGAGAAGAAAGGCUUCGAGACUGUCGUCGACAUCGCGGAUGUGCAGUUCGUGAAAGCGAAGGCAAUAUUGAAGGACGGGGCGCCGGAAGACUGCGAAAGUGAAGUAGAGAGUGACUUGGUUUUCACGCGAGCAGCGAGAAGACAUGAAUAGAUGAGAAAGAGGUCAAGGAUACCGCAGCAAGAGACAAGCAACAUCGAAUGCACGUGGAAUCGAUUUUUGCAAUGUGCUUCGUUCUCUCCGACGUCAGAGGUCUCACAGUCGCUGAGGCGACCUCUAAAAAACCAAGGCGACCACUUGAAUGCUACGGCGACUGCCCCAAAUAGUCAUCUCAGCACAAAGAUACUGUGAUCUUGGGUCACCUGGCCAAUAAGCUGUCGGCAUUGUUGUGUCGACUUCGGAAGAGCUGGCUCGACCUCGUCGAGAGAGAGCGCGGUCAGGUCAGCGAACAAGCCCGACGAACUGCUUCAAGCCUCAUGAGUUCUUUAGCAUUCGAGAAAUACCACAACUCAUCUGGAACGUAUGCAAACUCACUACCAUUUGACC